UAUAAAAGUAUGUGUAGCUUUGGGUCGUAGAUUUAGGUCUCCGAAGCGAGGGGCUCGUGUCCUCGCCGGGUUUCAAGAACCUCUUUAUCUGUAAUAAAUUAAUUCUUUCCACAUGUCUUUGUCUUUUCUCGACAAUAGUCUCACCACAUCUGACCAAUAGACUGAAUUGGAAGUGGGGUUUCGAAGAUUUUGAGAGUUGAGGUUUUGGGUCGAGGGCUUUUUAGCUAAAUAUCAAUGGGUUUGUACUGAGUUUUUGUGACUGUUGGUGUUGUUGUGUUGAGUACUAAGAUCAAGGGCUUUUUUGUUUUGGAAUCUUGUAACAAUGCCUUCGACGGAAAACUCAGGCACUUCUUCACCUUUGGCCGCAUUUGGUCGAUCAAUUUGGAGUUUUAGGAGAGAACAGGUUCACUCAAUGGAGACUAAUCAGGACUCUAGUGCCCUCGAAUCUGAGCUCGAGUUCUUCCAACAGCGUGUAACUGAACGAUUCCAGGACCUUUCGAGUGCUGGCAAUGAUGAAUUACUUUCAAUCCCAUGGAUUCAAAAGCUUUUGGAUGCUUUCAUUUCCUCUUUGGAGGACUUCAGAGUUCUUCUGUUGAAAAAUAAAGCAGAGGUAUCUAAGCCACCGUUGGAGCGAUUGAUUGAUGAUUUCUUUGAAAGGAUUGUGAAAGGGCUCGAUAUCUGUAAUGCCACCCGCGAUGGGAUUGAGAAGAUCAGGUCAUGGCAUAAACUUUUGGACAUUGUUGUGUGCGCCUUGGACUCGCAGAAGAGGGCAUUGAGUGAGGGGCAAUUCCGCCGUGCUAGAAAGGCUUUGGUGGAUUUGGCACUAGUAAUGCUCGAUGAAAGGGACUCUGGUUCAAUGUUUUCUCACAGGAACAUGUCUUUUGGUCGUCAUAACACAAAGAAGGAUCAUCAUUCUCACCAUCGUGUUCAAUCUUCAGGGCAUUCUCGGUCUCUUUCGUGGAGUGUAUCCAAUUCUUGGUCAGCUGCAAAACAACUGCAAUCUAUUGCCACAAACUUGGUACCACCUCGUGGGAACGAGAUUGUGGCUACAAAUGGGCUCGCAGUGCCUGUUUUCACAAUGAGUUUCGUGCUCAUGUUUGUUUUGUGGACUCUUGUGGCUGCAAUCCCAUGUCAGGAUCGCAGUCUUAAUGUCCAUUUUUCAGUGCCUCGGAAUUUCUCAUGGGGAACGCUGUUGAUGUCACUCCUCAAUCGAAUUUUGGAAGAAUCAAAAAAGAGAGAGAAUCGAAACACCAAUGGAUUGUUGAGGGAGAUUUAUCAGGUUGAAAGAUGUGCACGCCACAUGACUGACUUGGUGGAUUCAGUUCAGUUUCCCUUGACAGAAGAGCACAAGGAGGAGGUUGAACAAAGGGUGCAAGAGAUAGCUAUGGUUUGUGAAAGUUUUCGGAAUGGAUUGGAUCCAUUGGAGCGUCAACUAAGAGAAGUGUUCCGAAGCAUAAUGAAUUGCCGAACCGAGGGCCAUGAUAUCUUGAAUAGGGGGAAAAACGAUCUUGAGUAAUUUGAAUCCAUGAAACUGCUAGCAAGAUGAGCAUCAAAUGUACAAAUUUGCGAAAUAUGUUUACUGUUUCCACUUUAAGAAUACUUUGCAAGGAUUAUAACUUUGAGAUGGUAUAACAGCCAAGAAAGUGUCUUUAAAAAGAGUAACUGUUUUUUUACAUGUAUUGUCUAUAAAUCAUGAUUUAUAUUCUGGUUCAAAGCUGCUGAUCUUCUAUAAAGAACGUAUUGUAUUUCAUUUUGUUCUCAAUCCACUGAAAUGUGUGAUAUGUUUAUUGAGUUUGUCA
Humulus lupulus (European hop) is the source of this 1799-nucleotide messenger RNA. Its product is annotated as protein BYPASS1-LIKE-like. The transcript is spliced from 2 exons. The record is from RefSeq and is a predicted model, not a curated record. Bases 323 to 1516 code for a protein of 397 amino acids. Lineage: Eukaryota; Viridiplantae; Streptophyta; Magnoliopsida; Rosales; Cannabaceae.